Molecule: messenger RNA, 456 nt
Organism: Diprion similis
Lineage: Eukaryota; Metazoa; Arthropoda; Insecta; Hymenoptera; Diprionidae
Gene: GatC
Product: glutamyl-tRNA(Gln) amidotransferase subunit C, mitochondrial
Exons: 1
Coding region: 49-456 (135 amino acids)
Biological process (GO): mitochondrial translation; glutaminyl-tRNAGln biosynthesis via transamidation; regulation of translational fidelity
Cellular component (GO): mitochondrion; glutamyl-tRNA(Gln) amidotransferase complex
Molecular function (GO): glutaminyl-tRNA synthase (glutamine-hydrolyzing) activity
Source: RefSeq, a predicted model, not a curated record
CGCACUAAGUCCGUGCACUGCACAUCAUUGCUAAAUAUUUAAAGGGCAAUGAUCAGAUUUGGACGUGUCGCUUGCAAUGGAUGGAAGAGAUUCCACCUGCGACAUUUCACAACUGAAUUAUCACACUGUACUGACAAAGUCGCUCCUGUUAUAGACAGUGAAGCCAUCGAACAACUGGAGAGGUUAUCAUUGGUGAACUUCGGAAGCGUGGAAGGUAUCGCCAGACUAGAAGCCGCAAUAACGUUUGCUAAGCAACUGUGGUUGGUAGAACUAAACGCCGACAUCCAGCCGAUGUAUACCGUGCUCGAAAAUCAAAAACUUAAACUUAGAGACGAUCUCAUUGUUGAUGGUGGUUAUGCAAAAAAGGUGUUGAAGAACGCCGCAUUAACAGAGGAAGAUUACUUCAUAGCUCCGCCGGGCAACGUUCCAGUUAAUCUCACUACCGACAAAUACUAG